Fulvia fulva is the source of this 516-nucleotide messenger RNA. RefSeq names its product AN1-type zinc finger protein TMC1. Bases 1 to 516 code for a protein of 171 amino acids. Lineage: Eukaryota; Fungi; Ascomycota; Dothideomycetes; Mycosphaerellales; Mycosphaerellaceae. The record is from RefSeq and is a predicted model, not a curated record. The transcript is spliced from 2 exons. Gene Ontology annotation, molecular function: zinc ion binding; protein binding.
AUGCGUUCCAACAGCAUCACCUCCAUCAGCUCCUUCUGCUCCCGCGCUUCGUCAGCGGAGCCAGAGCCAACCAUGCAGAUCUUCGUCAAGAGCAUCCAAGGCGACACCUUCCCCAUAACCAUUCCCGAGUCAACCUCGGUCCAUACCCUCCGCUCCCUCCUCGCCCUGCGUACCAACACACCAGAGUCCGACCUCCGCCUAGUCCACGCUGGCAAGCAUCUCUCUCCCUCAGAAGCCCUCUCAACCUACCACAUCAGCGGCGAAUCCACCGUCCACAUGGCUCUGCCCAUCCGCGGUGGCGCACCCAAGAAGAUCCGCUGCAACGCCAAGGACUGCAAAGAGAAGGCCCAGCUCAUCGUCGGCGAUUGCGGCUUCUGCAAAGGUCACUUCUGCGGCAAACACCGCAUGCUGGAGAGCCACAACUGCACUGGUCUUGAGGACUGCAAGAAAGAGGAGAAGGAGCGGAAUCGCGAGAAGUUGGAGAGUGAGCGUACUGUGGCUAUCAAGGGGAUUUAG